Molecule: messenger RNA, 774 nt
Organism: Panicum virgatum (switchgrass)
Lineage: Eukaryota; Viridiplantae; Streptophyta; Magnoliopsida; Poales; Poaceae
Exons: 1
Coding region: 1-774 (257 amino acids)
Molecular function (GO): protein binding
Source: RefSeq, a predicted model, not a curated record
AUGCCGCCGCCGGCCCUGAUGGAGGAGCUCAUCGAGGAGAUCCUCCGCUUCCCACCGCACGACCCCGCGCUCCUCGUCCACGCCGCCCUCGUCUGCAAGCAAUGGUGCCGCCUCGUCUUGGGCGCCGGCUUCCAGCGCAGGUUCCGCGAGUUCCACCGUACGCCCCCAAUGCUGGGAUUCCUCUACAGCAGCCUUAGCUAUUGCAGCAAGCCCAAGCCCAAGUUCGUGCGCAUAGCCGCCUCCUGCCCGCCGAUUGCCCACCUCAGCCACUGCUGGAUGGUGAUCGAUGCGCGCCAUGGGCGUGUACAGCUAGCCGAGCCGGAGAAGAACGCCCUGGUGAUUUGGGACCCCAUCACCGACCAUCAGAGGCGACUGCCCUUCCCCAAGCAGCCGUCGCAGUCCCUGGUCACCUGGAGUGCUGCAGUUCUCUGCACGGCCCAUGGCAGCUGCGACCAUCUUGAUUGCCACAACAGUAGUCGAUCCUCCUUCCUCGUGGUUUUUGCGUGCUCUUGUACUAGCGAGACAAUCAUCUGCACCUACUCGUCCGAUACUGCUACGUGGAGCAGGUGGAGCGACUCAAUCUACACUCAUCAGCAGUCUUCAGGCUACGUGCAACCUUUCAUGCCUCGUGCGCUCGUGGGGAAUGCACUCUACUUUGGGUUUUACCAGCGGGGAAGAAUAAUGAUUCUAAAGUAUGAAUUGGAAUCGCAUGAACAGUCUGCAAUUGAUCUACCACCACUAUUGGAGAAUGGUACAAUGGUACCAGCACGUUAG